This is a messenger RNA of Schizophyllum commune H4-8, 3056 nucleotides long. RefSeq names its product kinase-like protein. The record is from RefSeq and is a predicted model, not a curated record. Bases 112 to 2628 code for a protein of 838 amino acids. The transcript is spliced from 8 exons. NCBI's taxonomy places the organism in Eukaryota, Fungi, Basidiomycota, Agaricomycetes, Agaricales, Schizophyllaceae. Gene Ontology annotation, biological process: peptidyl-threonine phosphorylation; peptidyl-serine phosphorylation. Gene Ontology annotation, molecular function: protein serine/threonine/tyrosine kinase activity; protein serine/threonine kinase activity; ATP binding.
AAGGAGUCGGGGUCGGGGUCAGGCAGAGAACCGAGUCGAUCGAGGGACAGUGGCAAGGAAGCGAAGGCGGACAAGAAGAAGGACGAUAAGGAAGGUCGGAUCUCGGUGCUGAUGGGCCGGAAGCGUGGCAAGACACUGUCGUCCACCGACCCGCGCAAGCCCAAGGAACCGAUCGCGAUGCCGCCCAUGCAGGUCGCCGCUCUUGAGCCUGCUACGGCUCAGCGCGUUGCACGGCUCAAGGCCGGGGUGUCCUCGUCAUCAACGUCGACAAUCCAGUCCACGUCGACGUCGAGCACUUCCUCGUCGCGAUCGGGCACGGGCGGCUCGCGUCUUACUUCUCAAACGGUUAGUUCGAUGCAGAAGCAGUCGGACGGCUCGCUGAGAAGUCGGACCCAGCUCCCAACGAUCGCCGGCUCGCCGUCCGUUGGCACCGCAAGCUCGCAGACCGUACGGGACGGCAAGGAGGGCCCGCCGAUCUCCUCGUUCAACAACUCGAUCUCGGGCCUGUCGAAGGAGACGCCGACCAAGAUCCCGCGCAUCUCGAGCAGGACGUCGGGCAUCGGCGGCUCCCCCACGCUCAAGGGCACGGCUCGGAGGACCAGCGUCAACGUGUCGUCCAGCUUCAGCACGUCGGCGAACCCUUCACCGAUUGGUAGCGGCAUGAACGAAUUCGGCGUCAUCGAGGGCGACAGCGCGUCCAACAAGUCCACGAUCACAGGGACGGCCAGGAAGGCGUCUCCGCCGACCACUUCAUCGUCGUCGCGUGUGCCUCGCCAGUCCGUCAGCGGGUCGGCGUCUUCCAGCAUCCUGCCGAGGAAGUCGAACCGGGAGUCCAUGUCGUUCAGCGGUCUGCGGAAGUCGUCGACUUCGUCCGUGGCCUCGGCGUCCACAUCUCAAGCGCCGACCGAGUCGUCAUCGUCCUCUCACCAUCGUUUCUCUGCUCUCUCGCCGUCGAAGGGUCUCAAGCUUCUCAGCCCCAAGAUCUCGUUGCCACGUUCGUCGAGCUCGUCGGCGCCGAACAUUCAUCAAAGUCUCGGUACCCCUUCAUCGAGUCGGCAAUCGCUGUCGACACCCUCGCCGUCGCCGACAUCCGUGGACGAAGAGGAGUUACUGGGUGACGAGGAGAUGAUGUUGUACAUAAAGCGCCAGCAGGCCAAGAAGUCAGCGGCUGGCGCAACUGCGGCCGAGUUGGAGAGUAUGCUGGCGUUCCCGGAACCUGUGCCGCCAGGCAUACCUUCUCCCCCCUCAGCGAUCCUCAAGGGCAGCCAAAGUCAACACCUCUCCGAGUACGAGAAGAAGGAAAUCUUGGACUACCCUUCUGUCUACUAUGUCGGCACUCGCGGCAAGAAGAAGAUGGCGACCCCGGAGAACUCCACGAACAACUACAGUUACGACGACGACCGCGGUGACUACCAAGUCAUCAAUCACGACCAUCUCGCCUACCGCUACGAGAUCAUAGACACGCUGGGCAAGGGAUCAUUUGGGCAGGUAUUGCAUUGUCGGGACCACUGCACUGGGGAAUCCGUGGCCAUCAAGAUCAUCCGGAACAAGAAGCGCUUCCACCACCAGGCUCUCGUGGAAAUCAAGAUCUUGGACAACCUGCGGAAAUGGGACUCGGACGAAAAGCACCACGUUAUCAAGAUGACUGAACACUUCUAUUUCCGCAACCACCUUUGUAUCGCCAUGGAGCUGCUGAGCAUCAAUCUCUACGAGUUGAUUAAGGCGAACGGCUUCGUGGGCUUCACGACUACCCUCAUUCGCCGCUUCACGAGCCAGAUGCUGCUGUCGCUGUCCCUCAUGCGGCACCAUCGCAUCGUGCAUUGCGACCUCAAGCCAGAGAACGUUCUGCUCAAGCACCCGGCGAAGAGCGCCAUCAAGGUCAUCGACUUUGGAAGUAGCUGCUUCGAACAUGAGAAGAUCUACACGUACAUCCAGAGUCGAUUUUAUCGCUCGCCCGAGGUCAUCCUCGGAAUGAACUACCAUAUGGCGAUCGACAUGUGGAGUCUCGGGUGCAUCCUCGCCGAGCUUUACACCGGCUUCCCAAUAUUCCCCGGCGAGAAUGAGCAAGAACAACUAUCGUGCAUCAUGGAGGUCCUCGGCGUCCCUGACAAGGACUUCAUCAACCGGAGUUCGCGAAAGAAGCUCUUCUUUGAUCCCAGCGGUGCUCCGCGGCCCGUUGUCAACUCCAAGGGGCGCCGGAGACGUCCUGGCACGAAGAGCCUCCAGCAAGUACUCCGUUGCAACGACGAGGACUUCGUAGACUUCAUCGCCAAGUGCUUGGUAUGGGACCCCGAGCGGAGGAUCAAGCCUCAGGCAGCUUUGAGGCAUCCGUUCGUCACCGGUGGACGGCGUCCAAAGACGCCCCCUACGAGCAAGGCCAACGCGUCGUCGUCAAGCCUGAGCACCCGCAGCAAGAUCGCGUCCACGCCCAAGAAGUCGCAGAUCAGCGCGCCCACGCCCUUGACCGCACGGUCCUCGCGGACGAACGGGGGUGUCCCUACGACCCCGAGCAGCUCUUCGAACCAUGCGUCCACUUUGGGGUCCUCUCGGUCGUACCGUACGCAGGCUCAGGUCUCGUCGUCUUAUGGCUCCAGUCGCACGCUGAGCGGCUAUGUUUCCAGCAAGUAGCAUGACUAGUUUAUCCAUCUUCGUUGAAUUUCGGGCUGGCAAAUAGAUUCACCUGGUACUAAAAGACGGGUCGUAUACCCGUGGCCCGCUGUAUAUUCAUGUUCUCCUCUUACCUUCCUUCGUACGUCCCCUGCUUUUCACGCUGUUGUCUAGUCCUACUGCACGCACCCAUCAAUAUCGCAUAGUUAACGCCUACUUUAUAUAAUGCGCGCCCACCAUUCGGAUAUGCUUUGAUGGUCGAUCCUACUAUGAAUCUUGGCCAGAAGCCCGAGGAUCUGCGUGCUCGUGACCACUAUCAAGGGCAAUGUACUUGGAUAAACAAGUCCGCGGGCAAAUCAACAUUGUUCGUACCUGCCUAUACCCUCGCCUGCAUGACACCCUAAUUCCUCUCUUCACCAGGUAUUUGAUGAGAUGACGAUGCCUUAGCC